Molecule: messenger RNA, 3619 nt
Organism: Neodiprion fabricii
Lineage: Eukaryota; Metazoa; Arthropoda; Insecta; Hymenoptera; Diprionidae
Gene: Ube4B
Product: ubiquitin conjugation factor E4 B
Exons: 8
Coding region: 250-3579 (1109 amino acids)
Biological process (GO): protein polyubiquitination
Cellular component (GO): nucleus; ubiquitin ligase complex; cytoplasm
Molecular function (GO): ubiquitin-ubiquitin ligase activity
Source: RefSeq, a predicted model, not a curated record
UACAUGCUCUAAGGGGAUAGCUCAGCUGUUUCGAACAAUUGACGUUGUGUCCGUGAACUGUAAAGAAUCGCUAAUCUACCGUCUAAACGCAAACAGAUGUGGAGUGACUGUCCGAAUUUCUGACACAUCUCAACAGCUACGGAUACGGAUUUUGCGAAGCAGAGAUUUUGUACAUUUAUAUAAGUAGUAAUUAGAUUACGGCCUACGAGGUGUAGAGCGCGUUUCACCGGGAAUAGAAGAGAUAUCGCCAUGAGCGAAUUAAGUCAAGAAGAGAUGAGGAAAAGGCGGUUAGCCCGCCUUGCAGGCCUGGAAACCAGUAUUUCCACUAAUAGUUCAAAUAGUGGAACUGGAUCCAUUUCUCCUGGCACUCCGGGUCCCUCAAGAUCGUCUUCUGGUCCAAUAAUGUCACCUCCAACACAGCAGUUACAGCAUCCAGAACAUCCUAUGGAAGUUGAAGACAGCAGUGAAAAGCAGUGCAACACUUCUGGCGUCGAUGUAGAUUCUGGAAUUGAAAAUAUGGAAGUAGAAGAAUCUGAUCGCAGAGAAUUGGCACCACGCUCCAGGACAACGAGUUCCAGUACAGAGGUAACAGUUGACCAAAUUCACACAGUGGUCUCACGCGUCCUCUGUGUUUCAUGGAAAGAAUCUACGGAAGGUGCAAUAUUUCUUCCUCAAACAGCAGCUAAUGCCUUGGAGCAUGAACUCUCAGAUGUUACUGAUAUUGCUAAUCAGGCCCUGAUGGAAGUGCUCUGCAUGUUCUCUCGAGGCGAAGAUCCACUGAAAGAAAUAACAUCGGAUGCUUCUUCCGAUCGAGAAGGCAGUCCCAGCAGCCAAGCAAGCCCUUUGCUGAGCCCUGUUGUUACUCUACCUUCCUGUCCUGUACCCACACUACCUCUGCCCACUGCUGGCAAGUCUCAGCAGCCAAAAAGUCUUAUUUAUUUAUUUGAAUGCUACUCCAGAGUUGCUGUAGAAGAACGGAAUCAUCCUAAGAGAUGUAGCACCCCUCCGCUUUCUGAAGUGUUAGCCACACUGCGGGCUCAGUGUGUGCAACAUGCAAGUUUAGUUCUACAAGGCUUGGUUGGCAUCUGCCAAAGUGUAAUACCGUCAACGCCAUCCCCGUCACUUCUCUAUCCAGUGCUAUCGCAAAACCUACCUAGAGGUUUCCUGCAUGAACUUGUGGCUAGAACUCACUCUAAUCCUCACGUGUUCACCAAGAUUUUCACCCCGUUACUCCAAGGCUUCUUUCUCUCUAUGCAGCAAGCAAGCCUGAUUGGUAACACUCACCGCCGGCCAAUCGAGGCCUUGGAAGAACUAAUUGAGAUACGCUGUGGAUCCACUGGCAAUAUUCGUCCAAUUUGUCAGUUGAUAACGCACCAAACCCAGUUUUUACCUGACGUUUUGACGACUGCAGUUGGAAGAGAGCUUGCCAGAACAUCAUUCUUAGGGCCUUUCCUUUCCGUCUCCGUAUUCGCGGAGGAUCAACCCAAGGUUGCGGAAAAAUUUUUCAGCGGAAAUCCUGCAACAGAUAAGUCAAUAAAUUUAACUCUACAGCAGGAGCUUGAAAGCACUAGAUCGUCGCUUCACAAAAUGUUCCAUGCAAUUCUUGCAAAUAGUAGUAGCUGCCGAGAAGCUACACUGGCGUAUCUGGCAGCUCUUCUUCGACACAAUGAAAAACGUGCUCAAAUUCAAACAGAAGAAUUUGCCCUUGCAGGAGAUGGUUUUAUGCUCAAUUUGUUGUCAGUUCUCCAGAUGCUUGCUGUCAAGAUUAAGCUCAACACGAUAGAUACGCUGUAUCCGUUUCAUCCUUCUAGUUAUGUUGAAAUAAAAAAUGAUACUAGAUUAAAGCUCAACUCACAGGAAGUGACAGAGUGGCUUGCGAGCUUGGAGUCAACGCACAAAUGGACAGAGGCAAAGUUUCCAACUCAAUGCUGGUUUUUAACUCUUCACUGUCAUCAUCUGGCGCUUUUGCCAGCUUUGCAAAAAUAUCAAAGAAGAUUGAGAGCUCUCAGGGAGCUACAGAAGAUGCUGGAUGAACUACAGGCAACUGAGCCGCAGUGGAAAGAUGCUCCUUUUGCAGCGCACAACAAGGAGUUAAUGAAACGAUGGAAACAACAGUUGAAACGACUCGGUAGAUCAAAAUCUUCCGCAGAUGCUGGAUUGAUAGACCAAGUUCUUUUAAGGCGAUCUCUUCACUUUUAUACGUCUGUUGCCGACGUUCUGCUCGGUCUUCUUACCCAGAGACCUGCUGGUAGUGAAUUACCUUCCCUUCCGCUUCCUCAACACGUUCCACCUCAAUUUACUGCCUUACCUGAAUGGUAUGUCGAAGACAUUGCAGAAUUUUUGCUCUUUGCACUUCAAUUCAGCCCCACAGUAGUGGCCAAUAACAUGGAUAAUUCGCUGAUUACAUGGCUACUAGUUGUGAUAUGUACGCCACACUGUAUUCGCAAUCCAUACUUAAUUGCUAAAAUUAUUGAAGUACUCUUUGUGAUCAACCCCAGUGUUCAGGGGAGAACAGAAACUCUACAUGACCAAGUGAUGGCACACGAGAUAUCAAAGACUUUCUUGGCAUCUUACCUUAUGAAGUUUUAUACAGAUGUAGAAACAACUGGUUCCAGCUCGGAAUUCUAUGACAAGUUUUCGAUCCGUUACCAUAUUAGUUUGAUAUUGAAAUCCAUGUGGGAGAGUCCUGUUCAUAGAGCUUCCAUCGUCAACGAAAGUAGAAGUGGAAAGCAAUUUGUCAAGUUUAUAAAUAUGCUGAUGAAUGACACAACGUUUUUAUUGGACGAAAGUUUGGAAUCUUUAAAACGAAUUCACGAAGUGCAGGAACUUAUGUCCAACACUGCAGCAUGGGCUGCACUACCUCAAGAUCAGCAACAAUCUAGAUCAAGACAAUUAACGGCCGACGAACGUCAGGCGAGAUCUUACUUGACUCUUGCAAAGGAAACUGUUGCCAUGUUCCAUUACUUGACUGUAGAUAUCACAGAACCAUUUUUACGUCCUGAAUUGGUCGGUAGACUCAGUGCCAUGUUGAACUUUAAUUUGCAACAGCUUUGUGGGCCGAAGUGUAAAAAUCUAAAAGUGAAAAAACCAGAAAAAUAUGGAUGGGAACCAAGAACAUUGUUAAGUCAAUUAGCCGAUAUAUACUUGCAUCUAGACUGUGAUAAUUUUGCUGCUGCUCUGGCUGGGGAUGAGCGCUCAUUCUGCAAAGAGCUAUUUAAUGAUGCUGCGGGUAGAAUGGAAAGGACUGCAAUUAAGACUGUGACUGAAAUUGAGCGGUUUCGAGCUCUAGCAGAACGGGCAGCCGCUAUUGCAAGGGAUAAUCAGGCACGUGAUGAGGAUUAUGGGGAUGCACCUGAAGAAUUUCGUGAUCCUCUCAUGGACACGCUUAUGGAAGAGCCUGUCAAACUUCCAUCUGGUAUCGUCAUGGACAGAGCAGUGAUCAUUCGUCACCUACUCAAUAGCGCUACAGAUCCAUUUAGCCGUCAGCCACUUAGUGAAGAUAUGCUGACACCUGUCCUGGACUUAAAAGAAAGGAUCUCUGCAUGGAAACAGGAGAAGAAAAAGUCUGCAAACAUGUAAGUGCUACUAAGAACGUGAUGAGUUAUUUAAAAUUUGAAGA